AUGGUAUCCAUGGUAUUUUUCUCCAAGACGGAGACGCGUCGCUCGUUCAACGAUGGAGAAGUUGCCAAAGUUUGCGAAGAACUUGAGCCCCGGAAGAAGAACAAAAAGAUCCACCAUUCGAUGGAGAGUUACCGGUAUUUCAGGCUAUCCUGGUAUUCCUGUAAUCGAACCGUACACGCUCUGUACGGAGGUAUGUAUGGUAUCGUAACCCGACCCAGCGGCGAGCCACGUAAUCGUUCAUCCGAUCUGGCUCCGGGAACUCUUGUGUCCUCCUCCUCCUCCUCUCUCUUCUCCUACAUCUUCCCCCGUUGA
Histoplasma capsulatum G186AR is the source of this 312-nucleotide messenger RNA. RefSeq lists its product as uncharacterized. NCBI's taxonomy places the organism in Eukaryota, Fungi, Ascomycota, Eurotiomycetes, Onygenales, Ajellomycetaceae. The record is from RefSeq and is a predicted model, not a curated record. Bases 1 to 312 code for a protein of 103 amino acids. The transcript has a single exon.